Closterium sp. Naga37s-1 is the source of this 648-nucleotide messenger RNA. The record is from the annotation of a GenBank genome assembly. NCBI's taxonomy places the organism in Eukaryota, Viridiplantae, Streptophyta, Zygnematophyceae, Desmidiales, Closteriaceae.
AUGUUUAUCACUACCGGCGGCAAUGUUGCCCCACAGAGUCCCCCCCUGGUCGUCCCCUCGGGCCCGGUUUCCCCCAUCUCUCCGCUCCCCGUGCCCCCGCCCAGCAUCAUCAUCCCUCCGCGCGAGCUCGCGCAGUCCGCCGCGUAUGCCGGCGGAGCUCGCGGAGCGUUUGCGCAGAAGCGCGGCGGGGUAGAGCAGCCGUCGGGGCUUCCGCCGUCGCUUCCGCCGUCGCUCGUUCAUUGGCCUCCCGUGGCAGCAGCCGAAAAUGUCCCCGCUCAGGCGCACUCGGAGUUCCCCCUGCGGGGAGGACGCCCCGGGGGGAGGGGUAACGAUCUGGGAGCAGUGGCAGGCGCUGGGGGGAUGGGGGCGGAAGGCGGAGGGGAAUCAGGGGAAUUCUCUGCUUGCUUACUCCUGCUUACUCCUGCUUACUCCUUUGACUCAGGAGUAGCUGCUCUGCUUCCCUCCCUUCUCUCUUCCCCCCUCUCACACGCCUUUUUCUGCCUACUGCCUUCCCACCACAUCCCACCACUUCCCUCGCACCAUCCACCCCCUCAUAUUCUCUCGCGCCUCCCCGCUUUUCCCGACCCUGCCAUUGUUCUCAAGCCUCCUGCUUUUCACGUGCCUACCACUUUUCUUGAGCCACCUUGA